This is a messenger RNA of Paraglomus occultum, 1425 nucleotides long. Lineage: Eukaryota; Fungi; Glomeromycota; Glomeromycetes; Paraglomerales; Paraglomeraceae. The record is from the annotation of a GenBank genome assembly.
AUGUUCAAACGAGGAAUAAACGUACCCGAUAAAUACCAGGAAAGGGCAUUGGCAAGACGAAGGGGUGCAGGAUCUCACCAAACCCUGGCACGAAACUUUCAAAUAACCGUGUCCAAAGACACCAAUUCUGCGGAUUCUCACGCAACAUACGAAAAUUAUUCUUCGUACGAAGACUCCCAACCAAUUCCGACAAAACCCAACAGUCAUAUAAAUAGUAAUAACGAUAGAGACGUUGAAAAUGGUAAAAAUAAUAAACCGUUGUUUUUCCGAGUAUCCGACACCUCAAGUCAUAGCUCGAUUAUCGAAGAUAUCCUCAGAUCUUCUAAUUCUCCUGUUACUAGAUCUGAUAGCAAAGCAGCAGGCACACAAAAAAACUAUCAGCUCUCUUACUCCCGUCGCGAUUUAACUGUCAUCACACCACGCAGUCGUAUGUCAUCUAACACCUCUACCCCAGCAAAAGUAUCCACGUAUACUCCUAGUUUACCCUCAAAGAGUAAGAACACAGGGCAUAAGAGAGUUGUCACAAUCAAUAGCUCGGAAGACGAAUAUAUUGCUCCGUUGACGGAAAGUUUGCGGAAAGACAUUGGGAAAGGUAGAGGGAGAGGCAAAAGUAGUGAGGAAAAGGAUAACAGGAAAAGUCAGAGUAAAGUGACUAAACCGCGAGGAAGGGGAAAUGGGGUUGGUACGAGAAAGGGAAGGACAACAAGUAAAUCAACGGAAAACAAAAAUGGCAGAGUAAAGAUAGAGUGUCAUAAGAUAAAACGCGCAGCCGGAAAGGACGAGCAAGGAAACACAAUACAAAAAAGCAGUUGCGUUGCUUUGAAUGAGCUUGAUGUCAUUGCUGAUGGAAUUAGAAAGAUUAUUGAGGAAUAUCUAAAUGACAUCGAUAAUGAUCGGUUAAGAAAGGAUAUUAGCUUAUAUGAAAAAGAAGUGGAGCUCCGUCUACUAGAACAGACCGACUUAUCAGAUGACCGAGUAGCACUACAAAGUCGUCUCCGCAAGGCCAAAUCGAGAAAAGCUACCUUGCGCAAGGAGCUUUUGGCGAUGCAAAAAGAACGGGAGCAAGUACACGCGGAGCUUAGUAAACUCCGAGCGGAAUAUGAAGCUGAAGAGAAAGCGAGAAAGAAAUUAGAACAAGUUCAUAACUUUCUUACGGAAUUGGAACUGCUUCGAGAAUCUGUUGCUGCCGAGCAGAAAAAUGCAUUAGAUGUGGAAAGCCGUCAUGAAAAGGACGGUUUUGAAGCCAUUUUAUCGUCAGUCACAUCUCAUUGCAGCAGCUUGUCACUUUCACUUGCUCCUUCAGAAUUAAAUCAACAUGCUGAGGGUAAUCUUGCGGUUUUGAAGAGAUUUAAUGAUCUUCUUGAAGCAUGUGAUAGGGUUGUACGUGAGGGGGCUAUAAUGGAAAUUGGGGAUGAGGUUGGGUAG